GGCGGCGGUUUGUGCUUCCUUGUUUGUGAAGUACAAAUGCUUUCGUUUCAGUAUGAGCUUUCGUUUUCUGUCAGCAAUAAAAGAGAGUUAAGCACGCGUUAUUUGACUAGAACGGUGUUUUUGAUUAAUGUUUCCUUUUGAUAAUAUCAUAUUUAGGAUUUGGUAUCUGGUAAACUUAUUCAGAAGGGUUUUUUUACCUAACGUCAGCGGCAUGAGUUUGACAAAUACACCGAAGUUGGACUCGGACUCUAAUUAUUGCGAGUAUGACUCCACAUGGGAAGACGAUGAAAGUAAAACAGUCCGAAAGGAGAAGAAAACAUAGGGAAAAUGUCGCAGGAACUUAUACGCUGCAAAGGACAUGCAAGAGUUUCGGCAUAGUUCCAAAAACCUUGAUGAUGCUGAUGAACCAGACAAAAAAAAUAUCCACAAUCUGGACUUUUACAUGGGUUGUGCGAGCUCAAAGCCAGAUGGUGUAUAUAUUCAUCAAUUUCACAAAGAAUGGUGGGGGGAUUAUGAAAGGCUGGAAGAUGUUCACUCCUACAUUCAGUGGUUGUUUCCAAUACAAGAGAAAGGAAUGAAUUGGCAAGCACAUGUGCUCACAAAACAAGAAAUCAAGUGUUUCCGUAAGAAAGAAAUUGCAAAGCAGAAUCUGGUGAAAUCAUAUGAGCUCAUGUUGGAUUUCUACGGCAUAUGCUUGGUCAACAAAAGGACAGGAGAUGUGGCACGUGCUGAUAACUGGAAGAAACGCUUUGACAACCUAAACAGAUAUACUCACAACAACCUUCGCAUCACACGCAUCCUGAAGUGUCUGGGGACUCUUGGUUUCGAGCAUUACCAGGAAAAACUGGUCAAGUUUUUUCUCCAUGAAACUCUUGUAAUGAAAACGCUUCCAAACGUGAAAAAAAGCGUACUAGAUUACUUCAUGUUUGCUGUAUUAGACAAAAAGCAGAGGCAAGAUCUAGUUAAGUAUGCUUUUAAGCAUUUUUGGCCCAAAAAUGAGUUUGUGUGGGGCCCCAAGAAGAUUCUUUCAGCUGCAGUGAAUGAACAUGAAAUGACAAAUGAAACUGGGAUUCUUGUAGAGAAGAAAUCUGAAGCAUCUGAGGAAAAUAUAUCUCAAGAAGAAGAAUCCAGUGGAAUGCAAGAAGGGAGAAAGAGGCCUAGCAGUCCCGCCAGUAACACUGCAGAAGAUAGAAGAGGUGGAAUUAGGCAAGAGCCUGUGUCCAACCCCAAGAUGAUGUUAGAUCCUGCAGAGAAUGAAUCUAAAGCAUCUGAGGAAAAUACAACUUUAGAUGGAGAACCUAGAAAGCAAGAAACAGGAGAGAUAUUAAGCAGUAACGCUACAGAAGAUGUUAGAGUGGUCAAUGAGCAAAAAACCCAGUCCAGUCAAAGCGAUUUAACUGGACAACAAAAUGAUCAAGAUAUGAUUCAUGAUCCUACAGCGAUGGAAGACAUACAAGUUAAACAAAGCGAUGCAAAAGACCAAAUGCAGGGAAAUCAGAUACUUGAAUCAGAUGGUGAGCAAACCUCUAAUGAAAGUGAUGAGAUUAGUCAUGACAGGGAAGAAAGCUCAAACAGCGCACAAGGUGAAGAGAAGAAUGGUUAUGUUGAUCAUGUAACAGAAAACCUGGGUUUGAUGGUUUAAAAAAUGCAAAACCUGAAGAAAAAUCUGACAAUAGAAAUGAAGUGAUAAAACUAGUGACAAUGAAACAGUUGUAAAUGCUAAUUUGAAGAUUUUUAUUUUGUUCAUUUAGUAUAAUUAUUUGUGUUUACAUUGAUAGAUCUUUUUUGUGUGAUUGCUUUAUAGCUGAUGACAGGAGAUAAGAAAAAGUAUCAUUGAUUCGCUUUAUAGUGAAUGUUAUGAGUGACUGUGACAGGUAACAGUUUAGGUAUAAAAGUCUAGGUAUAGGUAUAAAGGUAUAAAAGCAUGACACUUUUUGUUAUUGAUUAUUUUGUUAAAGCAAAUAAAUCCUGUCUCACCACACACUAAAGAAGUCUGAUAGCUUGAGAAAUUAAAGAAAGUGAGUUUUGCUACUCUGAUGAAUUAUUUUACUGAGAUUACAGAACAUUGUUAUAUUAGUGUUUUGUUUGCGUUGAAGUGUGAGAUUUUGAAAGAUAAAUAUUGAAUUGCUUAUUUAGAAAAUUGAAAACAAAAUGUUGUUGUACUGUUUUCACUGCUGAAGCUAAUAAAAUGUUAUCAUCCCACUAACAAA
Molecule: messenger RNA, 2210 nt
Organism: Triplophysa rosa
Lineage: Eukaryota; Metazoa; Chordata; Actinopteri; Cypriniformes; Nemacheilidae
Gene: ogfr2
Product: opioid growth factor receptor 2
Exons: 8
Coding region: 359-1642 (427 amino acids)
Cellular component (GO): membrane
Molecular function (GO): opioid growth factor receptor activity
Source: RefSeq, a predicted model, not a curated record